Molecule: messenger RNA, 1931 nt
Organism: Cyprinus carpio (common carp)
Lineage: Eukaryota; Metazoa; Chordata; Actinopteri; Cypriniformes; Cyprinidae
Product: GTPase IMAP family member 4-like
Exons: 4
Coding region: 80-853 (257 amino acids)
Molecular function (GO): GTP binding
Source: RefSeq, a predicted model, not a curated record
CCCUUCAAGAAGCAAGCAGGAAAUCACUCUUUUCUCACGGAUUACUUACACGUCUAAACUUAAAAAAAAAGGCAUCGUCAUGAGCUCAAACAGACCAUCAUAUUCAACCUCUGAUGACCAACUCAACCCUGAGGAACAGAAAAGCUUGGCAGCAGCUGCCCAUGAAGCGAACCGUCUCCCAGAACUCCGGCUGAUCUUGCUGGGUUGGCGAUGGCCAGGUAAAAGCCUGACUGGCAACACCAUUUUGGGCCGUGAAGAAUUUCGUCUGGAACGUGCCGCCGAAUUCUGCGUGAAACGUGAAACCGAGGUGGAUCAGCGCAACGUAACAGUAGUAGACACUCCUGGCUGGUUCUCAGCCCAAACCACACCAGCGGACUACCAGCAGGAAAUGGUCCGAAGCGUAACUUUGUGCCAACCUGGACCCCAUGCAUUCCUGCUGGUCAUACCUGUUGGCAUGUUCACUGAAACAGACCGGGCUCAUAUAGAGGAGAACAUAGCACUUUUUGGGGAGGAUGUGUGGAAGCACACCAUGGUGGUGUUUACCUGGGCAGAGGUUUUGAAGGACAGGUCCAUAGAAAGACAUAUACGAAGGGAAGGUCGUGACCUUCAGUGGGUGGUGGACAAGUGCAAGAAAAGGUACCACGUCAUCAAUAACUUUAUUUUUGGCGAACACCCACAGCUGCUCCAGCUGAUGGAGAAAGUUGAGAAGAUUGUAGCUGAAGAAGGUGGUUACUUCACUCUUAAGACAGAUGAAACAAAAACACAAAGUCAAACUCAGAGUCUGAAUCUAACCACCAAUUCACUGAAAGAGAACAGGGAGCUUGGCGCUAGACCCAAACAGAAUGGCUCCUGAAACUUGCUGUGGGCCAUGGACAUGAACCCUCCACAGAGUUUGGUUGAAGAAGUGAGUGACUAAGGCUGUGAUAACAGUUCCAGUGCUGCUGUAUUUAUUACUAUAUAUAACUUAAAUUAUGAAUAUUCAGAUAUCAGUCCACCAGUCUAGGCAGCUGCAGGUUGUAGAGUUUGCAAUCAAAUGCCCCUGUACCAUAUACUUCAUACUCCACAAAAUAUAAGAUGAUAAAAGUAUAAAUUAUCAUCAAAGGUUCGAAUUGGUGUUAGUAAAUCAAUUGUACAACACCUCAUUCGGUAAUUAAAACCAUUUGUAAUGAUGGCAUACCCUGCAGAUAUCACUUCAGUACAAUACACACUUACCCAAACAGUCAUGUCUCACUAAACAUUGUAUUAUAUCUGAAGGACACAUUGGUACAGAGAAUAUUGAGGUAAUGGAGUCAUUAGUCAAACAGAAACACUCAACAUUCAUGAAUAAUUUGCACUAAUGAGUUUAACACAACCUAAUAGCUUGUAAAAUGCCUCAACUAAUGCACUAAUAGAGUUAGCAGAGAUGAGAGUCUGACAUGAUCAUAUUAUUGUAGCAUUGGUUAGUUAUAUAGGUGACAGUUGCUAUGGAAUUAUAAAUCGUCCAUUUUCCAGUUAUUUCACAUCAUAUUUAGGUGUUGUUUCGGGUAUUGCAGAUACAGCAUGUUUAAAUGUUUUCAAAUUAUGUUAUUUUCUAGUAAUGUCAUUAUUGCUAUUUUAUUGUUUGAGUGAAUGAGGUGUUUUCACCUUGAAUAAUACUUUUUAGUUACUGAUGUUUCAGGAUUGCUGUGAUAUGUUUUCUUUUCUUAAUUUGUUUCUUUCUAAAUGUUUUAAUUCUGUAUUAAGUACACAUCAUUGUAAAUGGUCUCCUCCAUGAAACUGAGGCUGGUUAACUGUCUUGUUAUAAGCACUCUGAAUAUCAACGCUGUUAAAGUUCUGUCACUGUCUUGUUCUUAUGGAAUAUGAGUGCCUGCUAUUAUUAAUUGAUUUACAUUAUUGCAUUCCUUUCUAGAUCUGGUGAUAUUUCUGAAAGCAAUAAAAAUCUCCUUCCCAGA